This is a messenger RNA of Fonsecaea pedrosoi CBS 271.37, 309 nucleotides long. RefSeq names its product U6 snRNA-associated Sm-like protein LSm2. Gene Ontology annotation, molecular function: RNA binding. Bases 1 to 309 code for a protein of 102 amino acids. NCBI's taxonomy places the organism in Eukaryota, Fungi, Ascomycota, Eurotiomycetes, Chaetothyriales, Herpotrichiellaceae. The record is from RefSeq and is a predicted model, not a curated record. Gene Ontology annotation, cellular component: catalytic step 2 spliceosome; U6 snRNP; precatalytic spliceosome. The transcript has a single exon. Gene Ontology annotation, biological process: mRNA splicing, via spliceosome.
AUGACUUGCACUGACUGGACAAACAGCUUCUUCAAAACCCUGACCCAGCAGACCGUCACGGUCGAACUGAAAAACGAUAUUUCCAUCCGUGGCACGUUAAAGUCCGUCGAUCAAUACCUAAACAUCAAACUCGACGAUAUCACAGUGCUGGAUGAAUUGAAAUACCCUCAUCUGUCUUCCGUGAAGAACAUCUUUAUAAGAGGCUCGGUGGUAAGAUAUGUUCACUUGCCACCUGAUAAGGUCGACAGGGGCCUGUUGGAGGAUGCUUGUCGCAGAGAAGCAAUGAGUCAGAAGGGAAAAGGGACAUAA